AGGGUGACACUGCACGGCCUGGAGAGCAAACAACAGCUCCUGGGACAUGCCUUUGACCAAGGUUCUCCUCUGGCCGUGCCGCUCGUGGCCGGAGUCCCUCUAUAAAACCUCUGCCCUCAGACACCUCGGACACGCUUUUGUCCCUUGUGUGCCAAGAUCCCCCCCGGCCUCCAGCCAUGAGGGUGCUCUGCGUGGUCUUUGCUGUGCUCCUGCUGUUCUCCCUGGCCACCCCAGGGCACGGGCAGCCCAAGGGUUUUUGUGACGGGUACUGCUCCCACGCGUGCGGCGAAACCGAGGAGUGGUCCUUCAGCCCCUACUGUGAGGAUCUGCACUGCUGCAUCCCCUCUCCCAAAAAGGGGAAAUGAGCCUGCAGGAGCACAGCCCCCGAGCAAGAGCAGCGCUCUCCAGGCUGUGCUCAGUGCUUUGAAGUAAAGAUGG
Parus major (Great Tit) is the source of this 438-nucleotide messenger RNA. Its product is annotated as small basic protein 1-like. The transcript has 2 exons. Bases 177 to 365 code for a protein of 62 amino acids. Lineage: Eukaryota; Metazoa; Chordata; Aves; Passeriformes; Paridae. The record is from RefSeq and is a predicted model, not a curated record.